AUGGAUGGGCUUAAUCAGCAAGAUAGCGACGCGCAACAAGCCGAGAAAGAUUUUGUGGAGACGAUGGGCUCUUCUUUACAUUCUCGAUCGUCAGAGAAAGAAAGUUACGGCACUGGUAACUAUCGACGUAAGAGCGAAAGUAAAUUACUUACGGAGGGUCAAACGGCAAGAAAAGGAGUGUCAGCGUCCGAUGCGAUGACGAUGCCGUGGCUCUACCGACUGGAAAAAGAGCUGGCUGUACUGACAGCUGAGAUGGCAGUGACGCUAGUGAGUGGAGACCCGUAUUUUACUUACCAGGGCGACCACGGUACCACGAAACUUUCAGCUCGUUGGCUAACGAGCUCGUUACUCAGAGGUGGCUUGAACGCCAAGUACCUGACGCAAAACAUCACACAAACGGACCCACAGCGGUCGCAACAGGGUCGAACGGUUAAACACACGCCGUUCCCAGUACUGGCAGCACCUCUGGGACUUAAUACUCCACCGUUCUCGUUAAUACUCCCUCCAGCGUCGGAAAACGACGAUAUUACCCCAGACUGGCAACAACCUACGGAUAUAAACUACGGAGAGAUAUUCCGACCUGCUUCCGUUCACAAAUUCCUGAUUUUGCUUCAACAAGGAACAAAUUCCGAGACCCAAAACGAAGUGAAGUUGUGUGACUGGGUGCGAGAUAGCUACGCGAAGAAAGACCCGUCAUAUCGAAUGAUCUUGCGACAGUCUCAACUCUCCAAGGCUUCGACGCACUCAGUAAAUGACACGCAGAUAGAGGCGGCGUGCUUCGCAGCACUUCUUCAUCACAAUAUGCUCGGCACUCAGGCGUAUCACUUCGCUUUGGAUUUUAGAAAUACGACGCAGAAUCGCUCUCCCCCUCGAAGUUUCAUGCGUUUGUGGCAGUUUGUAGCUCAGCUGCGACGACGUGUGGCCACUAAGAAGACGGAGAUCAAGAAUCUUCCUCCAAAAGUCUCGCAAUUAAUCACAUUGGAUCGCAUUUCCGAUCGACAACAAACGAUUUCCGAUCGACAAAGAAACUCAUCGUUCAAGAUGUCCAAGAAGCGCAGAUCACAUGAAUCAUCAGCUGGCGCCGAGACAUAG
This is a messenger RNA of Phytophthora infestans T30-4, 1092 nucleotides long. RefSeq lists its product as uncharacterized. NCBI's taxonomy places the organism in Eukaryota, Oomycota, Peronosporomycetes, Peronosporales, Peronosporaceae. The record is from RefSeq and is a predicted model, not a curated record. The coding region runs from base 1 to 1092 and encodes 363 amino acids. The transcript has 2 exons.